AUGGCGGACCCAAACGAGAAGCAAAAGUGCACCUAUCAUCGAAACUCGUCGAAAAGUGCACCAGCGCUACCUCGCGACCAGAAACCAAAGACCGCCGAGAGAGAGGGCAGGAUCAAUACAUGGCUACAAGAUGACAGCCUUUCACGGAUAACCUACAUCAGCAUCGGCGGUGUAAAAGAUGGAAAGCCGGAGAAAGGCUCGCCGGCUCGACUCUGAGUCUAUGGAAUCCCCGUGUAAUGGCUAGGUACCUAUAUUGGUUGUAUUGAUAAACGUUGUGGACAUUAUGUAUUCUUGGGAAAAUGUUAUAAUGAGCGAUAGAUUCGGCGGGGGAAAAACUGGAGAAAUGGAGAAAAUGGGAAACGGGCUAGAUUUACA
Molecule: messenger RNA, 375 nt
Organism: Pyricularia oryzae 70-15
Lineage: Eukaryota; Fungi; Ascomycota; Sordariomycetes; Magnaporthales; Pyriculariaceae
Exons: 2
Coding region: 1-216 (71 amino acids)
Source: RefSeq, a predicted model, not a curated record